AUGUUUGACUCAUUAAAGGUUGAAGGGACGUUAAUAGAUAAGGAGAAUACUAUUCGGGCAGCUAUGGCUCAAGAGUUCGAUCUUCAUACGAUUGAGUAUUAUAACUCAGACCCAGAUACGCGACAACUACUGCCACCUAAGGAUGAAACGAGGACUGAGCUUGAUCAUUGGGUAGUAAAGCUCAUUAACAAGGAUAUCCCGGAAAAGGAUAUUGAGACAGUCCACGUCGCCCUCAAUCCUGUUCCAGAGCUACGCCCCAGUGCACUUGAGCUUCUGGAAUAUGGCUAUAUCUAA
Trichophyton benhamiae CBS 112371 is the source of this 294-nucleotide messenger RNA. RefSeq lists its product as uncharacterized. The coding region runs from base 1 to 294 and encodes 97 amino acids. Lineage: Eukaryota; Fungi; Ascomycota; Eurotiomycetes; Onygenales; Arthrodermataceae. The transcript has a single exon. The record is from RefSeq and is a predicted model, not a curated record.